Molecule: messenger RNA, 630 nt
Organism: Echinostoma caproni
Lineage: Eukaryota; Metazoa; Platyhelminthes; Trematoda; Plagiorchiida; Echinostomatidae
Source: the annotation of a GenBank genome assembly
AUGGCUGGUAAACCAGUCGACACGGAAUCCAAUGCGAACGAGGCUGACGACGGUGCCGAAUCGUUUAAUGUGAAAUCCAUCACACUACAGUUGCAGAGUAAACUGGUCAACGCCUUACCCAAUCGAAUACUACGGCUAUUUCUGGACGAUGCAUCCGUGCGUCUAUUUGACAAUAUCUGUGCUCUAUUGAAAAUGUACACGGGUUGUGUGAAAACUGCCAGCAUGACUACUAAACGUCUAUUUAAGAUGAAUGUUCGCUUGGCAAUUUACUCCUCCACGGAUGUACUGAAUGAGCACGAACAGAAUAUGACCUUCGAUUUUCACGAUCGAUGUCACCAAGCGGCCGAGAUUGUGCUUCGACUCGGUCGACCGAAAAGGCGUCUCCUGCCGGGCAUUUCGCCCACAAUCCAGAAACUGAUUCAGAGUGUGGACGAGGCCAAAUGUUUGGCUCUGGCCAUCACAGAGCGCCACAUGAGUGAGAAUGCACGGGAGAAAUUUCGCUCGUGUGUGGAUGAGUUAAACAAUCAGGCAUUUUUCAUCACCAUAUUUGGCAAAGAUUUACGAUAUCGGGAACUGAUGGAAAAAGUGUACGAUGAUGUGGAAGAUCUGAUGGAUCGGGGUUUGUUUUAG